AUGGCUUCAAGGGCAAUCAUUAGGAGAAGGAAGUAUUUCUUGGAUCAUGUUAACACACCUAUCAUUUCAUCGUCCGCCUUCUCUACCUUCCAACAUGGAAGACUCGGUUUGGAGGUUGAGCCAAGAACAGAACAGCGAUUUCUCGAGCAUAGUUUUGGGGAUUCCAAAUGUGAGAAGGAGCAACACAGUAUGAAUUUGAUAAAAAAAGAUCUACUAGGUCUUGGUAAUGGGUUUCGGCAACAUCCAGCUUAUGUGAUUUCUCUUUCUCAUGGUGGAAUUGGAAAGAAUGAAUUUGUGUUGCCUUUGAGCUUGGGAGCUAGAUCUUUGCUGCAGUCAGUCCGCACAGCAUCAACUACAACUGCAGGGCAGCCUAAGAUGGAUACAGAUGAUGAACAGAGUGAGGACCAGAAGCAGAAUAAAAAGAAAAAGGAGGCAUCCCCAGAAGAAUGUGAUCAGGCUGUGGAAGGCCUAAGCACUGCAAAAGCUAAGGCUAAAGCUAAGCAGGUACAAGAAUCUCUGAAGGUUGACCAAUCAGUUAUACAGAAGUUUUGGGCGAGAAUUCUGGGUGUGGGUCCUGCUCUCCGUGCUGUGGCUUCAAUGAGCAGGGCUGAUUGGGCUGCAAAGCUUAAGCAUUGGAAGGAUGAAUUUGUUUCUACACUGCAGCAUUACUGGUUAGGGACAAAACUACUCUGGGCAGAUGUUAGGAUCUCAUCAAGAUUGCUGGUGAAACUUGCUGGUGGGAAGAGCCUUUCAAGAAGAGAGAGGCAACAGCUGACACGGACAACAGCAGAUAUCUUCAGGCUGGUCCCGUUUGCUGUGUUCAUCAUUGUUCCAUUCAUGGAAUUCUUACUGCCAGUCUUCCUCAAGUUGUUUCCAAACAUGCUUCCAUCAACUUUCCAGGACAAAAUGAAAGAAGAGGAGGCACUAAAAAGGAAAUUGAAAGCAAGAAUGGAGUAUGCAAAAUUUUUGCAAGAUACCGCAAAAGAAAUGGCAAAGGAAGUUCAGACAUCUCGUAGCGGAGAAACAAAACAGACAGCUGAAGAUUUGGACGAAUUUUUGAAUAAGGUUAGGAGAGGUGAACGUGUCUCUAAUGAUGAAAUCUUGAAUUUCGCAAAGCUAUUCAAUGAUGAACUUACUCUGGAUAACAUGAGCAGACCACGCUUGGUUAAUAUGUGCAAAUAUAUGGGUAUCCGGCCUUUUGGUACAGACCACUACUUGAGGUUCAUGCUUCGCAAAAAACUGCAAGACAUUAAGAAUGAUGAUAAGCUGAUUCAAGCCGAGGGAGUUGAAUCUCUCUGUGAAGAAGAGCUCCGGCAAGCCUGCCGGGAACGUGGUCAUCUAGGCUUGCUGUCAACUGAAGAGAUGCGCCAACAGCUCCGAGACUGGUUGGACCUCUCUCUUAAUCAUGCUGUGCCAUCUUCACUUCUCAUACUUUCAAGAGCCUUUACUGUGUCUGGGAGAAUGAAGCCUGAGGAGGCUGUUGUAGCAACACUAUCUUCUCUACCAGAUGAAGUUGUGGAUACAGUUGGGACAGUAUUGCCAUCUGAAGAUUCGGUUUCUGAGAGGAGGAGAAAAUUAGAAUUCCUUGAGAUGCAGGAAGAACUUAUCAAGGAGGAAGAGAAAAAGAAAGAGAAAGAAGAAAAGGCAAAACAAAAGAAAGAAGAGGAGGCAAAGAUGAAAGAACCAGACACUGCUGAAGAAGAUUUAGCUUUGAAGGAAAUGACUGAUGCUACUGCUAGGGAAGAAGAACUGAGAAAAGCAAAAGAACAUGACAAGGAAAAGCUCUGUAAUAUCAGCCGUGCAUUGGCUGUGCUCGCAUCUGCCUCUUCUGUUAGCAAGGAGCGUCAAGAGUUCCUGAGCCUUGUCAAUAAAGAGAUAGAGCUAUAUAACUCCAUGCUCGAAAAAGAGGGUACUGAAGGUGAAGAAGAAGCUAAAAAAGCAUAUAUAGCUGCUAGGGAAGAGCCAGACCAUGAUGCUGAGGUCGCUGCAGAAGAAAAGGUCUCAUCAGCGCUGAUUGAGAAGGUUGAUGCUAUGCUUCAAGAAUUAGAAAAGGAGAUUGAUGAUGUGGAUGCACAAAUUGGAAACCGCUGGCAACUUCUUGAUAGGGACCUCGAUGGUAAGGUGACUCCCGAGGAGGUGGCUGCCGCCGCAGCCUAUCUGAAGGACACCAUCGGGAAGGAAGGCGUGCAAGAACUCAUCAGCAACCUUUCGAAGGACAAAGAAGGAAAGAUCCUCGUGGAAGAUAUUGUGAGGCUAGCAUCGCAAACAGAGGAACACAACGAUGAGGAAGAGGAAGCACGGCAGUAG
This is a messenger RNA of Miscanthus lutarioriparius, 2307 nucleotides long. NCBI's taxonomy places the organism in Eukaryota, Viridiplantae, Streptophyta, Magnoliopsida, Poales, Poaceae. The record is from the annotation of a GenBank genome assembly.